Gallus gallus (chicken) is the source of this 5311-nucleotide messenger RNA. It is a transcript of the gene ACADSB, whose product is annotated as acyl-CoA dehydrogenase, short/branched chain. Bases 859 to 1974 code for a protein of 371 amino acids. The record is from RefSeq and is a predicted model, not a curated record. The transcript is spliced from 11 exons. Gene Ontology annotation, cellular component: mitochondrion. Gene Ontology annotation, molecular function: acyl-CoA dehydrogenase activity; flavin adenine dinucleotide binding. Lineage: Eukaryota; Metazoa; Chordata; Aves; Galliformes; Phasianidae.
UAAAAUACUGUGUAAUACCUCUACUCUCUUGGGUGGAUACCCACUGCUUCUUGAUGUCAUUUGAGAUUGUUUUAUAUCAUGGAUGAAUGGAGAGAUGCUUCUGAGUGGGGUGAGGUUAAUCAAUCAGGUUGAGUUCCUUCCUGUACUUUUUAAAUAAAUCAACCAACUAAGACUUGUUAAUAAUUAGUUACAGAGUACUAUCAGUAUACUUGCUGUAGGAUUUAAACUAUAUAGAAAGUUUCAAAUACCUGGUGCUUGGAUUGUGAAAUGUUUGCUCUGAAAAUCAGUCAGUGAUAAGUAAGAUCUCAAUUGGAACAGAAAAGUCCACAGUGCUGUUGAAGUCAUGCCCUUUUACAGCAAGAUAAUCAGAGAAAGGGCUGUCAUUGCUUUAGAAGUGAGAGUUGCUGGUCCCUAGAAAAUCAGUGAGAAGGAUAAGUCUUAUUAAAGUUGAGUGGUCUUGUGGAAGAAUGUUGUACAUGAAUCAUAUUUGAUUAAUUCUAUUAAAAUGUACACUUAUUACUAUGAAUAUUGCACAGGCUUGCUUUAAAAAUAAGUGCUGUCAGCAGAGUUUAUUUGCUGCAAACAUUAAAAUGGACUAAAACUAAUGAUUUUAAAUGGUUGGGUUUUGUUUUGUUUUGUUUUUUAGAAUAACAUUCGAUCAGCAAACAUCAGGAAAAUUGUUUUGGUUUCAUAGAUGUCAGAAAAUUGAGUCAGCUGAAAAGAAAUGUGCCAGCAUACUUGGCAGCCUCUUGGAGGGCUUCUCCAUGUGUCUAUAGAUCCUUCAAAUCGGAACCUGUGCCAAAUGUAACAACUGAUGGACUCGUCUGUGCUCCGCUUCAAACAUUCACUGAAGAGGAGAUGAUGCUGAAAGAUAUGGUGAAAAGAUUUGCUCAGGAACGAGUUGCGCCUCUGGUACAAAAAAUGGAUGAGAAUUCAAAAAUGGAAGACUCUGUAAUAAAGGGAUUGUUUGAACAAGGGCUGAUGAGUAUUGAGCUUGGGGAAGAAUAUGGAGGAACUGGAGCUUCAUUUUUUUCUGUCAUAUUGGCAGUAGAAGAAUUGGCCAAAGUUGAUCCAACUGUAGCUCUUAUGUGUGAACUCCAAAAUACACUGACAAAUAGGUUAUUUACCACAUAUGGAACAGAAGAACAAAAGAGAACCUACUUGCCUAGAGUGUCUAAAGAUACAAUAGGCAGUUUUUGCCUGUCAGAGGCUGGAUCUGGCAGUGAUGCUUUCUCUUUGAAGACUCGUGCUGAAAAGAAAGGAGACUACUAUAUUAUCAAUGGCUCAAAGAUGUGGAUUACCUUAGCAGAACAUGCAGGGGUUUUCUUUGUGAUGGCAAAUACAGAUCCUGCCUCAGGAUACAAGGGAAUUACAUGCUUCAUAGUGGAUCGUGACACAGAGGGACUACAUGUAGGCAAGAAGGAGGAUAAGCUUGGAAUCAGAGCAUCAUCUACUUGCCCAGUAACGUUUGAAAAUGUUAAGGUUCCUGAAACAAAUAUCCUCGGGCAGAUUGGACAGGGCUACAAGUAUGCUAUUGGAAUGCUGAAUGGUGGCAGAAUAGGGAUUGCUGCACAGAUGUUAGGGUUGGCACAGGGAUGUUUUGACCAUGCAGUUCCAUACACAAAGGAGAGAGUCCAGUUUGGGAAACGCAUAUUUGAUUUCCAGGCAAUGCAACAUCAGAUAGCUCAGGUGGCCACACAGUUGGAGGCUGCAAGGCUGUUGACCUACAAUGCAGCCCGUCUUGCAGAAACAGGAAAGCCGUUCAUAAAGGAGGCGAGCAUGGCCAAAUACUAUGCUGCAGAGGUUGCAACACUAACAACUAGUAAAUGUAUUGAAUGGAUGGGUGGUGUUGGAUUCACAAAGAAUUAUCCAAUAGAAAAGUACUAUCGUGAUUGCAAAAUAGGUACAAUAUACGAAGGAACUUCAAAUAUCCAGCUGAGCACCAUUGCAAAAAGCUUAGCACAGGAGUACUGAAAGUUUAAGAACUUUGUGACUGAUAACAGAAACAACUUCACUGAGUAUUAAUCAUUAAUUACAGGUUCUUUUGUGAUUAUAUGAAAUCAAAAGUGAUACCAUGAAUAAGAAUGCAUCAUCAGAGACAAAAUCACAGGAAAACAGUGAAUUCCACAUGUCGGGGCAGUGAAUGUGUAAAUCAUGCUAAAUCAUGAAUUCCACAUUCAAAUCUGAAUCUUGAGUUAAAAACAUCUCAUAGCUGAAAUUAUUUUGUUGCUUUAGAUUAUACAGUGUAUCUGAACUUCAAGGUUUCAAAGUGAAACAAAAGAAAUUUUUAAGUCACCUGAUGUAAAAAACUUGUUAAGCUGCCUGGGGGAAAGGUCUCUUCAUGUGCAGUCCAACUGUUGCAUGGUGUAACACUUCAGUUUGUUCGUUAUGCCUUUUUUUUUUUUUUUUUUUUUAGCAUGGGGUAUGAGGAGAGCUGUUUGGAAAUAGGUAAAAGGGGUGGUUUUCCUCUUUUGGGGAGUGAUGUCUGUGGAACUGCUGUAAUUGGAGUCUUUUUUUUUUUUUUUUUUUUUUUUGCAGCCUUUGGUGUGUUCUUAAGUAUAUCUUGGUAAUUAAGCCCUUCCAGCCCCAGUCUGUAGUAUUGAAAGGUGGAUAAUGUCUGCCUCCCUUUCCAGCAUUCUCAGAUGUUAAGGGUUUAAAUCUAAGAGGCUAUUUAUAGAUAUCCUUUUAUAAAAGGUUGAGUUGAAAUCUCUGUGAAAUGGGGUUAAAAAGCUCUACUGGUUCUUCAGACAGACAGAGAUAUAAGCUAGAUAAUAGGAAUGCUGUGAUACUACCUCACAGCGGCCUUUCCAUGUUCAAUGUGUGUUACCAACUUUAGUCCUCAGAACCUUCCUGAGAGUUAGGGAGAGAUUAUUAAUUUGUGGGGAAAAAAAUCAUGGAAGUUAGUGGUUUCUCUGCAACCACUAAGAGACAGUUAUCUUCACUGAAGAGAGAGGGAGAUAAUUUUCUUGAGAUGUAUUUGCUCUUUUGUCCCUCUCUGUUUACUUUAAAAUUAGACAUUUCAUUUACUUCUGAGGACUCUUCAGUGUUGGAGAACUAAUUAACUUAGAGUCAAAAGAGUGAAAGUUUAUAUAAUUAUAUAAUUGCUGUAACUGGCAAUUUGUUUCAAGUGUUUUGGGUAGGGAAAGAUUGGUUUUCUGUUUUGGCCAACUUAGAAGGAUCUCAUUUUUAAAGCUUUCUAGUCACAUGUGUAACUUUGAGUGGAGCUUAGAAAGUUAUAAUCUGAGACUCCCAGAUAAUCUUCUGGCCAACUACAGAAAAGGGCCCUUAAUAGGUAUGUUUUGACAAACACUCUGCAGUGCCUUAUACAAAGAAACAAGCAAGGAGAAAAGCAUCAGUUCUUUGAAGCUGAAAGCAAGUUUAAAGGGAAGUAACUAUUUUAGUGAAUGACUUUCCCCACAUAUGCUCUUUGCCUUGUUGACAGGCAAAGAACUAAUGUGAUAAUUAUGCCAAAUAAAAAAAGCACUUUCCAUGUGAGUUUGUUCAACAGCUUUGGGAUUUUCAAAAAUUCAGGGGUAGGGAGGGUAGGCUAGAGAAUUCCUGAAAGUUCCUUCUAUAUAUAUUACUGUUAAAAUACAAUUCAGGUUGUUUGCAGACUUUCUUUCAGAUGCUAGACUACAGUGAAGACUAUGAACACUACAAUGACUAACAGCAGUUACUUUGCUCAACAUAGGCAUCUGUGAGACUACGCUGAUCAUAAUCUUACUAUAAAUACUUGAGUGUCCUUGAUUGCUGUGAUGCAAUGUGCUAAUGUGAGGGGCUGUCCUCAGCUGCUCCGGCCUGCUUUGCUAACACAAGUAUCAGCAGAGAUCAGGUUUUGAUCCAUACUGUUUAAUGGGUCUUGUAGUGCAAGGCAAUAUCUUAGCUUGGCUUCUUUAGUUUUGUGUGAGGCUACAAAGUGAGUGAUGGUACUUAACUGACUUAAUAUAGUGCUAAAAGCAACCCCUUUAUUAAGGAAAGUGCAGAGCUCCUUGAAGGACUGCUUAGGGCUGGAUAUUCAGCCUCAUGUAAAAGGACUGUCUCUUUGUGUAGAACUGUGUCAGGUGUCUAUUUAAAAUAGGAAAAAAAAAACCUCAUAAUGUGAUUCUUGCAGUCUAAACUUGGCUGCUACGUGGACAGCUUCAUCAGCAACUCAACAGUUCUUAGAAAGGCAAAGUCAGUCCUUCAGCUAGUAUUAUGACUGUAUUUCAUGUCUCUCAGUUCCAUACGCUGUAUUCUCUGCAUUCUUUCUUUAGAAAGAAAUGAAUGCAUUUUAUUUCUGUCUACAAAAUUUUGUGGAGGAAUAUGCGCACAGUAAACUUUAAUCCUUCCCAGAUUCCAUUUUUCCUUAAAAAGGGCACACACCACUGUGUCAGCAUUGGCUGUUGUGGCCAUUUUCUCUGGGAAGAGUUUGUUUGAUCCUCUUAAGCCUGCUUCCAUGGCUGCGUUAAUGCAGUCGUUAGUUUAGUAAUAGUGUGUGUUCUGUUGUCCAGGAGCUGUUAAGAGCUGCCUGUAGACCCCACCCCUGUUGAGUUUGGAUAUGCAUUUAUGGAUUGUUAUAAAUUGCACUUCUGCACUUAGCACUGUUGAGCAUAGGACUGUUACUGGUGGUUUGACCAGUAGGUGUCGGGCAACAGAGCUGGCAUGGUGAAUGUUACAAGGCUUUCUGUGAUGAGGGUAGGACUUAAAGCUGCUUCAUACACAAUAUGCAUUUAUAUUAGUGAAUUUCCCCGUAUAUGUCCUUAGUCAUUUCAGUUGAUCUAGUCUAUUACCUUGGAACAACGUCUUCGGUACUCAAAUGCUACAUCUGGACUGGUUAAAAAGGAAAAAAACAUUUCCUGAGAAUGUAUUAAAAAGUGCCUGAAUUUGCUAUCUGACUAGAUGCAAUGCUAAUCUUGUGUAUCAGCUGAUGGUUCUCUAGUAAUCUGUCAUUUAAACUUUUAAAUUGCAAGUUUUGUACUGAGACAGAAUGAAUAUAUCUUCUGUCAUAUUUCUUUCGUAUUACUUCGGUUUGUGAUAAAGCUCUGACGCAGGUAUCCACAGGAAGGUUUAAUUGUUAUCUGGAAAAUACUCAAAUAUAACCUUUUAUAUGAUGUUUCUGAUGCUGUUGUUCUUUCUUUCGUAUUUUCUUUUCCCUGUGUGAAGAUUGUGUUAGCAAAGGAUGAUGUGAAAUGCAGAGUAAUUGUUCCACAGGAGCUUUUCACUAUGUAAAGAAUUUUCUAAUUAACAUGAUGUUACUUUUCCAUUUGGAAAUCUUUUGGUGAGAGACCUAUUUCAAGUUCUUCAUACCAUAAUAAACUAGAUUUGAAACACA